AUGCCUUUUGGUUGGGGAGACUCCGAGCAGGCCUACGACCAGGUCUACCAGAACGACAACUUCGAGGAGAACAAGUCCUCCUUUGGCCACGAGCUCGUCGCUGGCGGUGCCGCUUUCGCUGGCUUCAAGGCCUUUGAGGACCACCAGCGUAAGGAGGGCAAGCCAGUGUCUCACCAGUUCGCCAAGGAGCUGCUCGCCGGUUUCGCUGGUGCCGAGGUCGACAAGCUCGCCGAGACAAAGGGCGAGGACUGGUUCGACAAGGAGAAGGCCAAGCGCCAGGCCAAAGAGAACGCCGAACGCAUGUACGACGAGCACUACGUCGAGAACCAGGGCGCGGAUCAGUAUGAUCCCAACCAGUACGGUCAGCCCCAGCACUUCGAGCGUCGCGGAUGGUAG
Molecule: messenger RNA, 396 nt
Organism: Didymosphaeria variabile
Lineage: Eukaryota; Fungi; Ascomycota; Dothideomycetes; Pleosporales; Didymosphaeriaceae
Exons: 2
Coding region: 1-396 (131 amino acids)
Source: RefSeq, a predicted model, not a curated record